Penicillium verhagenii is the source of this 1503-nucleotide messenger RNA. RefSeq lists its product as uncharacterized. The record is from RefSeq and is a predicted model, not a curated record. Gene Ontology annotation, biological process: transmembrane transport. Lineage: Eukaryota; Fungi; Ascomycota; Eurotiomycetes; Eurotiales; Aspergillaceae. Bases 1 to 1503 code for a protein of 500 amino acids. Gene Ontology annotation, molecular function: transmembrane transporter activity. The transcript is spliced from 3 exons.
AUGGCUGAUACGGAAGAAAAUCCCAAGUCUGCCGAAACUCGCACUGAGAACUACGAAUCUUCCUUCGACGACUCCCAGCUCCCGGCGGGAUGGAUGUACAAACCACUGCGCAUUGGUAAGCUUACCACCUGGUAUGCUUCGCCCGGCUUCCAGUUGGCCAUGGUCGCCUUCGUUUGCUUCAUGUGUCCCGGAAUGUUCAACGCCUUGGGUGGUCUUGGUGGAGGUGGUAAAACCACCAACACUUUGGCCGAUAACAUGAACACUGCGCUGUACAGUACCUUUGCUGUCAUUGGUUUCUUCGCUGGAACCUUUGUUAACCGUAUUGGUGUUCGUCUGGCCUUGUCUUUCGGUGGCGUAGGUUAUUGCAUCUAUGCUAUCAGUUUGCUGGUCUCCGAGCAUGCCAGUGUUGGCGGCUUCAAUAUCUUCGCGGGCGCUUUGCUGGGUGUAUGCGCAGGCUUGCUGUGGGCCGCUCAGGGUGCCAUCAUGAUGUCGUACCCUCCUGAGCAGAAGAAAGGUCACUACUUUGCUUGGUUCUGGGCUAUCUUCAAUGUCGGCGCUUGUAUUGGUGCUUUGAUUCCUCUUGGCCAGAAUAUUCACGUCACCACGAAGAAAAAUGUCACGGACGGAACCUACAUCGCUUUCAUCGUGCUCAUGGCCUUUGGAGCUGUCCUGGCUCUCUUCAUCUGCGACGCUGAUAAAAUCAUCCGUCCGGACGGUUCUCGCGUGAUUCUGAUGAAGAGUCCCACCUGGAAGACCGAGUUCAUCGGUCUCUGGGAUACCAUCCGCUCACAGCCGUACAUCGUUCUGCUCUUCCCGAUGUUCUGGUCCUCAAACUGGUUCUACACCUACCAGAUGAACAGUAUCAACAAUGCCUACUUCAACACCCGCACCAAAUCCCUCAACAACUUCCUUUACUGGUUCGCUCAAAUCGUAGCUGCCGUCAUCAUCGGCCCACUCCUGGAUAUCAAAUCGAUCCGCCGCAGCACCCGUGCGCGCAUCGCUUUGGGAGUUCUGUUUACCCUCACCAUGGCCAUCUGGGGCGGUGGCUAUGCCUGGCAGAAGAAAUACACCCGCGCAACCAUUGCCGAAAAGACCUUCCAGCCCUGGGACUGGACGACCCCUGGAUUCGUGGGCCCAAUGUUCCUGUACUUCUUCUACGGCUUCUACGACGCCGUGUGGCAGGGUACCGUAUACUGGCUGAUGGGUGCUCUCGGUAACUCCGGCCGCAAACUCGCCAAUUUGGCUGGUUUCUACAAGGGUCUUCAGUCUGCUGGUGCGGCCGUGAUGUGGUCUCUGGAUGGAGAACACAAUCUGGCCUACAUGAAUGAGUUUGCUUCCAACUGGGGCCUUCUGUGUGGAUCGCUCCUAAUUGCUGCACCGGUGAUUCUCUACAAGAUCCAGGACACGGUUCCCAUCGAGGACGAUCUGGAAGGUACCGGUGAGACCAUUGAGGAUGUCCUAUCCCCUGGUGUGAUUCGGGAGAAGACGGCUCUGCAUGAUUAG